CACUGGUUCAUCAUACGGUCGUUUUCAACGCCUGUUUCUCCUCCUACCUACGCUUCUUCCAAUCCCCUUUCCGCGAUUCAAGUUCUUCUCUUUGCCUCGAUACUGGUGCUUCUUGAGUUUAACUGAACGAUCCUAUUGUUUGCUAUCCUCCGCAGCACGGUUCUCGUAGCAACUCGCCCGCAACCACAUAAAGGAAAACACUCCCGGCACUCUAGAGUGGACAACGAGCUGAGUUCUGGGCGUAGUCACAGGUGCAGUGCGGAAGGUGUCGGUGACAGCUUGGAGAGAAGUCUGGGAAGAAGCGUGAGAUUGCGACACGGAUGGUGCAUCGUGUAACUGCGUGUGCGCUAGCUUCAUGAUCGGUAGUAGAGGAUUGUGCGGUGGUUUUGGGAACAAGUCGGGGGGAUGGAUUAUACAGUGGUGGAAACUGCUGGACCGAGAUUGUGGCGAAUAGUUCUACCGACAUUUAACUGAGCGGCACAUGGUCUCUAUUACUCCAAAGAAAAUCGGUACUUUUUCAUGGUGCCCCGAAGCCAAGCACGAAGCUGCCUUACUUGUCUAGCUGGAAAAUGGAGCGGAGAUGUAGACGUAUAUGGUUCAUUCUUUAGGACCGGAGCUAGUAACUCUCCAUGCUGGACUUGGGUGGAUUGAAAGUUUGGUCGCGAGUUGAGUUCAAUGGAUGAGUCAAAGGCCGCUGCUGCUAAAGCCAGGGACCAGAGGCAUCAAGGGUCGUAUGCUAUUUUGAACGUCAGUUCAACUCAGGAUGAACUCAAUGCUGCGCUAAUUCAAGCUGCUAGUGAGGGUAACCACCUGAUAUUGAAUCUACUGAUAGAUGCAGGUGCAACAAACCUGGUGGGCGCCAUGACGUGUGCUGGCUGGUCUGGCCACGUUCACGUCGUAGAUGCACUUAUCAAGCUUACUCGAUCGGUUUCCUUCGGUGCUGCCUUUGUUGGGGCACUAGUUGGUCUGCAGAAAGAUAUGGUUGAUCAUGUGGUCCAUGUCGCAGACAAACAUGGGCUUGACAAGUGCCUUCUCAUGGGAGCAGCUCGCAUUUGGAGCUGCAGCACUGUGGAGGAAGUUAAGUUCUUACUGUAUGCCAUCCAGCGCCUGGUGGACGCCGGAGCGAAGAGCUUUCAAAGGGCGAUGCAAGUGAGCUGUGGCGAUGCUGUUAUCGAGUAUUGGAAUGGAGAUAUUUUUAUGCACAAAGCUCAGAUCCUUCAAAGAUUAGUGGUUUUAGGGUCCAACCAUCUAACUCCAGAUUUCUUCGGACGGAUCCUCUUGAUGAUUUGCGUAACCUUUCUUUGUAAGUUACGGAAGUGCCAUGAGAAGACGUGUGAAGGUCCGGCUGGGAUAACAAAACAGUACUGCAAAUCUGGAGAGGAUUUGAGGUGUGCAACCAUUGUGCAGGACAUGAUCAACGUCCUGUCAGUUGUUUGUAAGAAUGGGGCAGCGGACCUCAUCAGCAGCCGAUUACUUGAUGUUGCCUAUGGAAGUUUUGAUGAUAUAAGGCGAUUGCUGCACAUUUUUGAACCACAUUUGGAAACCUGUAGUUCCGAGUGGCCACUGAAAAUGCUCCAGUUCAUGCUUAUCGACUGUGGUAUCAAGGAUUUGAGCCCCACAGUAACUACACUUCCUGCAUUCCAGGCAGCUCGGCUGAACGUUCUUCUUCCGGUAGUAAAAUGCUUUUUUGAACUACAGUGUUUCGACGCUGCAUACGUCUACCUGGAUUUGUCGAUCACUUUCUGUCAAAUAGACGCCAUCCGAUAUAUUCUGAGAGUCAUUCCUAAGCCACCUGACACGGCAAAUCUGAUCCAGGCGGUUCGAGCUGCAGCCUCGAACACAAGGGGUCCACCCCGUGGGCCACAAGGAGUUCUUUGUGCUCUUCACUCAAACUUCCUUUGUAAUGAGACUGAAACUUUGGCUGAAGCUGCUAAGUUAGCAGAGCUACCAGAAACUGACGUGUCUGUGAAAAUGGCGUUGAGGUCGGAGUGGUCCCAGCAAGCGUUUAAUGAAGGAAUUCAAGCUGGGCAGAGGCAUUUUUUGAACUGGAUGCUUGUCAGGAAGCACGCAUUGUCACCAUUGCGAGUGGGUGAGCUGCCACUGGAAAUACAAGUUGCGAUCGGGUAUUUUCCUUUGUACAGAGACUGCUUGAAUACUCCUGGCAGUCUCAUAUCACAAAGACAGCGGGGGGAGGUGGUGGUAGCUUUGCAACAACUUUGUCAAGGGAGUGGGAAAUUCACUUACUCCACUUUAAUGAGCGCCGACAAGAGAUUGCUGUUGUCCCUGCUAGCUGCACAUCUUCCUGCAUGGUGCCGUUCUCCGGAGUUCAAACGUAGAGUGUUCACUGGAUUCUAACUUUAGCUUGGUAACAGCGCACCAUACACACUUCGAGCUGAGCAGAUUGUGACGCACGGAUGAGGAGCCUCUCUUUUCGUUCUUUUUUUUGGUUUUUUUAUUGUUUACCAGCCUCUAGUUCGGCAAGAACAACUGCUCUUUAAUUAAACAUCUUAACCAGUUUGAGAGGGAUCUUUCAGUCCACGUGUGUUAUUUGAACGAGCAAACUUUUGAGCGCAGGAUCGGGCAAACCUGGUUUCGUGCCGAGUCAGUACUUGGUAUCAUUCCAGACAGUAUUGGCGAUGUCUUCGCCUGUGAAACGUCGGGCUGCGUAGCACCGCUCUCAAUCCGAAAUUUCCCAGAAUAAAAUUAUGUUCUUAGCAGCAGAUUUGAGGUGCUGCCUCAAUUCAAGUGAUUGUUUAGGGCCAUCAAUUCAAGACGUUUAGAGAGUUCUUGUUGAUUGUGGCACAUAGAAGCUCAUUUGAAGAUAGGCACCCAAGUAAAAAGUAUCCAAUAAAAUAUCUUUUCUAUGAGUAACUCGCAGACCGACUGCCGGUGCCGAUUGACUCUUCGAAUCCCACUACUGGCACACCGUAACUGACACACAGUUGCUCUCUUGUACUUCAAUCAAUCAAUCUUUAUUAAAACAUAUUAUUUCGAUCA
This is a messenger RNA of Physcomitrium patens, 2997 nucleotides long. RefSeq names its product ankyrin repeat protein SKIP35. The record is from RefSeq and is a predicted model, not a curated record. Lineage: Eukaryota; Viridiplantae; Streptophyta; Bryopsida; Funariales; Funariaceae.